Messenger RNA from Morus notabilis, 831 nucleotides. Its product is annotated as endogenous alpha-amylase/subtilisin inhibitor. Gene Ontology annotation, molecular function: endopeptidase inhibitor activity. The coding region runs from base 105 to 683 and encodes 192 amino acids. The transcript has a single exon. NCBI's taxonomy places the organism in Eukaryota, Viridiplantae, Streptophyta, Magnoliopsida, Rosales, Moraceae. The record is from RefSeq and is a predicted model, not a curated record.
CAAUCUUCGAACACCAAAUUACUCCUAUAAGUACCAUCAUGAUAUAGCCAUGGAAAUAACAUAGUACUCAUAAAACCAAGAAAGCAAUAUUAUCAAAAGAGAUCAUGAAGUUGAUCAAUAUCCAAACCUUGAGCUUCAUGUUGCUCGCCAUUGCCAUAGCGGCAACGGCUCAAAACCCCGUGCGUGACACUUCCGGCAAGCCUCUCCGUCGAGGCGUCGAAUACUACAUCAAACCCGCGAUAACUGACAACGGCGGCCGCUUCACUUUGAUCAACCGGAACGGCUCGUGCCCCCUCUACGUCGGUCAGGAAAACACCUCCGCCGGACGGGGCCUACCGGUGACGUUCGCGCCGUUUGUCGCGGAAGAGAAGAUUGUGAGGGAGACGAGGGACUUCAAGGUAUCAUUCGCGGCGGCGACGAUCUGCGUGCAGUCGACGACAUGGAAGCUUGAUGGUGAGCUGAUCGGGACCGGAGAUGAUGAAGGUUAUGACAACUACUUUUACAUUAGUCCGGGGGAAGUUGAGAACACUUAUGUUAUAGGGUGGUGCCCAAAUGAUGCUUGCCCUGGUUGUAGGUGGCUUAGAUGUGGGCAAAUUGGGGCUAUAGUUGAGGAUGGGAAGAGGUUGUUGGUCUGGGCUGGCCGUUCUGUGCUUCCUGUUGUCUUUGAGAGAGCUCGUUAUUAAAAGAACGAAAAUUAGUUUCUCUUGUGGAAAAGAAAAAAAAAAAAAAAAAAAAAAAGAAAGAAAAAGUCAGGUCUGUAUUAAUUGCAUGCUUAAUAAUGGUGGUAUGAAGGUAUUGCAAUAAAAGGAGUUUUGAAUUAAUAUUUAUAAA